This is a messenger RNA of Malassezia restricta, 2316 nucleotides long. Its product is annotated as BRCA1 C terminus (BRCT) domain protein. The transcript is spliced from 2 exons. NCBI's taxonomy places the organism in Eukaryota, Fungi, Basidiomycota, Malasseziomycetes, Malasseziales, Malasseziaceae. The coding region runs from base 1 to 2316 and encodes 771 amino acids. The record is from RefSeq and is a predicted model, not a curated record.
AUGGAUGGAGUGCGAUUCGUCAUCGCGGAGAAUGUCGAUCCGUUCAGAGGAGAAAAAAUUUCGAACGAUCUUUUGAAGCAUGGCGCAACCGCUGUGGAUAGUGCGCAAUUCGAUUCCGCAUCCAAUCGCGCUGCCACAUUCCGUGAGUUGGUAACACAUUUUAUCACGGAAACGAUUCAUUGUGAAUAUGCGACAUGGUGCAGGCACAUGGAAUAUGAUGAUGUCACUGUUUCUGAAGAGGCUAGUCCUGUUGCUGUCACGCCCGCUUGGGCCGAGCGGUCCAUGGCAUUACGGCACCCACAACCUGUCAAGCUCUAUUCCCCCGACCCACGCGAUAUCUUUUCCGGCAUCGUUAUUUGCUGUGCGCACUUGACUCCUCACGAUGUCGAUCUGAUGGCCACGUCUGUUACGUCCAUGGGAGGUGGUGUCAAGCAGACGCUGUGUGAGGAGGUAACACACGUUGUGGCUAUUGAUCGUGACAACAGCAAAAUGCGUGCUUUGGAGCAACACAAGACCGAUUUGCCCAUCAUAGCUGUGGCGCCACAUUGGAUUAAUGAUUCCUACAGUGUUCAACGCCUUUUGCCACUGGACAAGUAUGUAUUUCCUAUGGACACGCCACAAGGUCUGCCGCCUUGCUUAUGUGCGCCUAAUACGGCUACGCAGGUCGCCGCCGUUCCCUCCCCACCACAACCACUGAGUUUGCAUACCGAGCAUUCUAUUUUACAAGGAAAGACAGUUUUGUUUGCUCGUGAUAUCCAUGGUGGAACACUCGAGGCGCAUCCUGAGCUGCACUCGAUCCGAGAUCGAGUCGUGCAGGUGGGUGGUCAGUGUGCUCCGACAAUACCCGCUACAGCCUCAGCAGACGAGGUAGCGGCAGCUAUUGAGAGUGCUGACUUGAUUGUUGCUCGGCAUCGCGAGAGUGAUGAGUGUGCGCAUGCCUUGGGUCAAAACAAAACAGUUGGCACGCUGCCAUGGCUUGCCAAAGUCCUAUCGACGGGCCACAUGACAUCUCCACGCGACCGGCUUUUGCAUUUUCCAUACCCUUAUGAGCACGUCCAAGGCUUUCCUAAACUAUCCAUCACCAUCACAAACUACAAAGGGCAGGCUCGUGCUUAUCUCAAGGAGCUGAUCGUAAAAAUGGGCGGUGUAUUUACCCCAGAGCUGUCGACCAUGAACGAUGUAUGCGUGGCGCUCGACUUGCACGGAGACAAGGUCAAGCGAGCGCGAGAGUGGAAUAUUCCGAUUGUCAACCACAUUUGGCUGGAGCAAUGCUUUGCAACGUGGACGAACCAGCACCUUGCGCAACGUUCGUUUAUCACAUUCCCCGGUGCCGCACAACUCAGUGCCGUGCUCGGCCAGAUUGGUGUGACAGACGAAAGCGUCACUCCAUACAUUCAAGCGGGUCCAAAGAUUCCCCCCGCCGUUGAAAUGUCACAGCCAACGCCGACACCGCCUCCCGAAGACGUAUCACCUGUUGCAUCACCGCCAGCUGUGAUACGAGACCAUCAGCAAACUGAGGCCCCGCAACCUGUACCUGAGCAACCUGAGCCGGAGCACGCCGAAGCUCAGCCUUCCGAGUUUGUUGGGCCGAAGAAGCAAGGUAAUGAUGAGCCCUCGUCACCUACUGCAUCGCGACGCAAACGCGAAGCACCUGCAGCCUCGCACACGCCAAAGCGCGCGAGGAACGAGCUGCUGGUGGCCACAACGUCCGUUACCCUCACCAAGACAGAGCAGCACGCUCUCGAGGCGCUGGGUAUUCAGUACACGGAACGCAUUUCUGAGGCCCAUGUGCUAGUUGCCAAGGCACUCACACGCACGGAAAAGAUGCUGUGCGCAAUUGCCAGGGGACUCGAUAUCGUCAAUGUGAGCUGGAUCAAAACGAUGGUACGCAAAAGGGAGCGUAUUGAUCCUAAGGCACAUGUUCUGCGGGACCGGAAUCGCGAGCACCAAUGGUCUAUGUCGCUUCCCGACGUGUUGUCCCGCAGCCAGGAUAAUCCCUCGUCGCUAUUGCGUGGUCAUACCUUUUACAUUUUCAAGCACACGGAGCCGUCGCGUGACGUGCUUACUCGAGUGAUCGAGGCGGCAGGCGGCUCGGUCGAACAUGCGACUGGCAAGACGGAUGCACGGGUGCUGGCUUCAGACCAAGCGCAUGUGAUUGGAAGUGCUGCGGAUGAAACUGCAAUCCACGCGCUCCAGUCACACUAUACCAAGGCGCACGGAUCGCCACUGGCCGUGUACACGGCCGAAGUGGUCCUGGCGGGCGUGCUUCGGCAGCAGAUGGACUGGACGUCUACGUACCAAUUAUCUGCCACAUAG